AUGCCGUCCCUCUAUGAGGCCCUGCGAGUGAGCAACUCUGCUGCAGAGGGAGAAUUGCGUUCUGCUUACCGGCGACAGGCGCUGGCAACCCACCCGGACAAGGGAGGCACGCCAGAGGCUUUCAGGCUUGUGGUCGCUGCUUUUGAGACCCUCACGGAUCCAGUGCGUCGGGCAGCAUAUGACCAGCAGUUGGCACGCAAAGCCGCGUUGGAGAUACGGCGAGGCGACAUGAAUGGCCACAGCCAGGGUUCCAAGCCGACAAAGAGGCCAAGGGACCAAGGCGAACGGAGGGAACCAAAGAAGGCAAGGGGCAAUGACGUGCGGGCGGCGGACAAUGCAGCGGAGAGCGCUCCUGGAGCUGAGCGAACUCCUCAAGACACCGGCCACAAAACAGGCACGGAGAAGCUGCCAGAGAAGCCACCGCAGGAUGGCCGAGGCUUUGCACUUCUGGUUCAAGAGCUGCUUGGGUUAUCGCAACGAGCACUUCGGGCCCGCGUCAAGCGCAUGUCGGAGGAGUUCUUGCGAGGUCUGCUGGAAGCCCUGGAGUGCUACGAGAAGGGUGCAGCGCAAGUAGCCGGCGCGUGCAGUUCUGAUAGCAGCACACAGGCAUCUGACAGCGAAGCAGAAGCAUCUGAGGAAGCGGAGCCCAUGCUGGCCAUCUGCCAUGUACCUUCAGGCGCGCCUGAAGACGAUGGUGAGGAUGCGAACGAGGGAGCCGUGGGUGACAAGAGCAAAGAGCAAGGCAGUGAGACAAAGCUUCUGCGGGGCAUCUGUAGGAUCAAGAGGGACCGUUCUUAUCAGGCAAGUGUGGGUUUCAAAGGUGUUGGGGCAUACUCGCAAAGGAGUGUGGAUCUGGACAAAAUCAUCGACAUGCAUAUCAGCAUGGUACGAAUGCGACAGCGUUUCUACGAGCACUUGGCUGCUGGCCAGGGCUUCAAAGAGGCCCUCAGUGAUGCGGUCGCUGAGAUGCAUUCUGCCAGGGCCUCUUCAAUGUCUCCCGCUAUCCUUUUGCGUUUCCGCUAUAGCCGCACGACCAAGAGCGUGCCCGCCCCGGACCUCCGCUGCAAAGCAUUGUUCAAGAACCAGGGCAUUCCGGACCAAUUCCAGCACCGCGAGUUUGAAUCCGUUAUGACGUCGGAAGAAGCAAACUUGGAGAUGCUGCAGAGCCUGAUGAAGCACGGAGUCAUAAUCAUGGACAACGUGACACCAGCCGAGGAUGCCAGCGUGCUCUUGCACUUCGCGAACCAGUGCUUGGGAGGAAUGCAUCCAGAAGAAGGAGUCGGCAAAGAGUGUCAGCUAUGCUCAGACCGUCCGGCUGAACAAUCACACCGAUCAGUCGGUGGCAGCACACGGCGUCCCAGCCCUUCUCUUGGUCGUCAACUAUGUCCAUGGGACAGGUUGUAA
This is a messenger RNA of Symbiodinium natans, 1404 nucleotides long. Lineage: Eukaryota; Dinophyceae; Suessiales; Symbiodiniaceae. The record is from the annotation of a GenBank genome assembly.